AUGAGUGACACGGAAAAUGUGGACACCGAAGAAAUCAAAGAAGAUGUGGAAGAUAAUUCUGAAAAAAAUCGCUCGAACAUAAAUGCAAAUCGUGGGGUGCAAUUAAGGCUAUUCAAAAAGCGAUAUUCAAAGAAAAGAGCAUACCGCGAAAAGAGACGGCGCUUAGCCCUUCAGGAAAAGAACGAUUCCAAAGAAUUUGUACAUGACAGUAAUGUAAUUAGUCGGCCAGAAGAACUUGCUGAAGAACAUCUAGAAGAACCGUCAACAUCCGAUGGACGAAGACACGCCGAAGAAAAGAUUAUUCACAUGCCAUCGGACGAAGAAACUGAAACGGCGAGUUCAGGAGAAAUGCAAGAAAUACAAAAUAUAAAAGAAGGCACAGAUGUAGAAAGUGCAACCAGCGAACGGGAAAACUUCAUUAUAGAAGAAGUAGUGAUGAACUAG
Messenger RNA from Dufourea novaeangliae, 444 nucleotides. RefSeq lists its product as uncharacterized. The transcript has a single exon. The record is from RefSeq and is a predicted model, not a curated record. Bases 1 to 444 code for a protein of 147 amino acids. Lineage: Eukaryota; Metazoa; Arthropoda; Insecta; Hymenoptera; Halictidae.